This is a messenger RNA of Fukomys damarensis (Damara mole-rat), 610 nucleotides long. It is a transcript of the gene Ins, whose product is annotated as insulin. Lineage: Eukaryota; Metazoa; Chordata; Mammalia; Rodentia; Bathyergidae. Gene Ontology annotation, biological process: glucose homeostasis; positive regulation of protein secretion. Gene Ontology annotation, molecular function: hormone activity. Gene Ontology annotation, cellular component: extracellular region. Bases 240 to 575 code for a protein of 111 amino acids. The transcript is spliced from 3 exons. The record is from RefSeq and is a predicted model, not a curated record.
CGACCAAGGAGCUCGUCCUGCAGACCCAGCACCAGGGAAAUGAUCCAGAAACUGCUGCCUCAGCCCCCUGGCCAUCUGCCGAUACCACCACCCUGAGUCCCUAAUGGGCCUGACGGCAGGGUUUGGAGCCAGGGGAGGUGGGCUCAGGGCUAUAAAGUCAGCAGGGGCCCAGCGGCCCCCAGCCGGCUGGACCAGCUGCAUUUAGAGGCAGUCAGCAAACAGGUCAUCACCCAUCCACCAUGGCCCCGUGGAUGCGUCUUCUUGCCGUGUUGGCCCUGCUGGCCCUCUGGUGGCCUGACACUGCUCAGGCCUUUGUCAACCGCCAUCUCUGCGGCUCACACUUAGUGGAGGCGCUGUAUCGCGCGUGCGGGGAUGACGGCUUCUUCUAUAAACCCAAGGAGCGCCGGGAGCUGGAGGACCCUCAGGCAGUGGGGCAGGCAGAGCUGGACAUGGACCCCGAGGCAGGUGGAUUGCAGCCCUUGGCACUGGAGGUGGCACUGCAGAAGCGUGGCAUUGUGGACCAGUGCUGUAACGGCAUCUGCUCAUUAUACCAGCUGAAGAAUUACUGCAAUUAGUCGCCCACCUUGGGUCUGCCUGCCACUCUCCCCAG